CAGCCCGAGAGAGGGGAAGCAGCCGCGGCCGCGUAUAGAUCCACAGUCUUUCGAGCUGGACUCCCUCAAAUAGCCGUAAAGAUGAAGGCAGCAGAUGAGCCUGCCUACCUGACAGUGGGGACGGAUGUCAGUGCCAAGUACAGAGGAGCCUUCUGCGAGGCCAAGAUCAAGACCGUGAAGCGCAUGGUGAAGGUCAAGGUGACUCUAAAAGGUGAAAGCACGUCCCAGGUGGUGCAGGACGACCAGGUGAAAGGACCUCUGAGGGUGGGCUCCACUGUGGAGGUGAAGACCAACGAGGGUUUAUCCAGCGAGGCCGUCAUCAGUAAGCUGACAGACGCCAGUCUCUACACUGUGGUGUUUGAUGAUGGAGAUGAGAAGACUCUCCGUCGUACGUCUCUGUGUCUGAAGGGAGAGAGACAUUUUGCAGAGAGUGAGACUUUGGACCAGCUGCCGUUGACAAACCCGGAGCAUUUCGGCACGCCGGUCAUGGGCAAGAAGUCAAACCGUGGUGGACGGCGUUCCUCCCAGGCUGUGGCUGAUGAGGAGAACGAGUCUUCGUCCAGUGAGGAUGAGGAGGAGGACAGGAGGAGGCUGAACGACGAGCUGCUGGGGAAGGUCUGCAGCAUCGAGGAUGAGGAGGAGCCCAGCAGCUGGUACCUGGCUCUGGUGGUGUCUCCGAGCUGUAACGAUGAGCUGGUGGUGAAGAAGGAUCAGUGUCUGGUCAGAUCGUUCAGCGACUCAAAGUUCCACACGGUGGCGAGGAGACACGUCCACGCCGUCAACUCCAUCAGCAUCGCCAGGUCCGAGUUCUCCAGCAGGAGAGGUUUUGAAGCAGCCCAGAUGUUCCUGAGGAGCAGGGAGGUUCCAGAUGUGUGGAAGAUGGACAUGAGUCAGAUCCUGGACUCGUCCUCCAGCGACGAUGAGGACGAUGAAGAGGAGAAGGAGAGUGACGAAGAGGAGGAGGACGAAGACGAGAAGAAAAAGAAGAAGCUCAUAAAGGAGGAGCCGGAGGAGGAGCCGGACCCGGAGGAGAGGGACCACUUCCUGCAGCAGCUCUACAAGUUCAUGGAGGACAGAGGGACUCCCAUCAACAAACCUCCAGUGUUGGGUUAUAAAGACCUGAACCUCUUCAAGCUCUUCAGACUGGUCUAUCACCUGGGAGGCUGCCACAAGAUCGAGUCGGGGACGGUGUGGAAGCAGGUCUACAUGGAUCUGGGGAUCCCUGUCUUGAACUCUGCUGCGUCCUAUAACGUUAAGACGGCCUACAGGAAGUACCUGUACGGGUUCGAGGAGUACUGCCGCUCCGCCUGCAUCACCUUCAGGACCAUCCAUCACAACAACCCCCGCCCUCCCACCACACUGGCCAGUCAGAAGACGGCAGGGGUGGAGCUCAAAGAGCCCUCCACGCCGCAGGUGAAGGCGGAGCCAGUCGAUGACAAGAGGGAAGAGGUGGAGUCGGAGAGUGAGAGCGAGAAGGAGGAGGUGAAGGAGAGACAGUCGUCACCGAGGGGGAGGAGGAGGUGUGUGGGGAGUCAGUUGAAGGUGGAGAGAGAGCCGUCCUCCAGACCAGAGAAAAGAGGAGGAGAGAACAGUGAGGAGCAGAGGGAAGUGAGGAGACGCAGCAACAGAAGAAUGGACGACUCGGAGAAAGGCUCCGAGGAAGAGGAGGAGGACGAAGAUGAUGAUGAGGAGGAGGAGGGAGAAAGGAGGAGAGGGGACAGGAGUGAGGAUGAGGAGGAUGGAGACUCUGUGACGGGGACGAAGGUGCGGGUGAAGUACGGCAAAGGAAAGACUCAGAAGAUCUACGAGGCUCACAUCAAGAAGACGGACAUAGACAACGGAGAACAGUUCUACCUGGUCCACUACUACGGCUGGAACGUCAGGUACGAUGAAUGGGUGAAGGCUGACAGGAUCAUCUGGCCCGCGGAGAAAGGAACAAAGAAGAGACAGAGGAAGAAGGUGAAGAACAAAGACGAUGUGGAGAAGGACCGAGAUGAAGAGAAGCCACCGGUGAAGCCGCCGGGAGCAAAGCGCGGUCGUCCUCAGAUCAGAACCACGCCCACCAGCUCAGCCGGACGCAGCGUCUCCAAAACACCCAGCAACGAGGGACGGUCCAACGGCAAGAGCAGCAGGACGGAGACAUCGUCCAACAUGGCCAACGGAGACAACACUCCUCGCAGGAGAACCAGGAGGACGUCGGGCAUGUACGACUCAGACAGAGCGUCCAUCGAUGAUUCUGGGAACUCGUCGGACGACAGCGAAUCAGAAGACCCGCCUGAUAAAAAGCCGUCGCCAUGGCGAGGGAGGACUGAAGCCCCACCCUGUCAGGAGGAGGAGGAGGAGGAGGAGGAACAGCAGGAGGAGGGGGAGGAGGAGGAGGAGGAGGAGGAGGUUAAGGAGGUGAAGGAGGAGAUGAUGAUGACGACGAUGACAACGACAAGUGAGGUUACUAACGUUGCAACGCCUGCUGACGACUCUGUUGCCACGGCAACAACAGGUCAGCCUCCUGCCGCUGAACUGCCAUGUCCCAGCAUGCCUCAGGAGAAAGUGGACAAGGUGCUGAGCCAGUCAGAGAAGGAGGAGGCGGAGCAGGGGGAGGAGCCUGCAGAAGAGGCCACGGUGGCACCGGUUCACCUGGACAAGGAGAACAAAACGUCUCUUGGACAGGAAGUUCUCGCCAAGAUGUCUCCCAGCAGGAAGUCUCCUCCCCCCGACAAGGUUAAUAAAAUGUCUCCUCCCCCCGCCGCCACAGACAAACUCAAAACGUCUCCUGAGAAGCAGCAGCAGGUGUCCUCCCCUCUACCUGCUGCAGAGGAGGAGGACAGGUGCACUCCUCUGUCCUCCCCCAGGGCCAAAGGUCGCAGGGCCAAUGUCAGGGAGGCAGGCUCUGAAACUCCUCCCAGAAUCCCCCUCUGUACUCCCAGCCCCACCACCAGCCCCUCCCACUCGACGGCGCUGUCGUCUCCUCCUCGCGGCGUCCUGAAGAGACAGGACGAGCCCAUGGUGGUCCUCUGCUGCCUCCCCACUGAGCACCUCCCCCCUGAAUGUCCCGCAGUGGACUCAGACACCGACUCCGCCACAGAGGAGGAGGAGGAGGCGGAGGAGGAGGCGGGGUUACCUGAGGAGAGGAGCAGCGUGGCGAUCAAACGUAAAGCAGCAGAGCAGAGAGCAGCAGACAAAAAGCUCCGCCCCGACAAGAGACAGGAGGAGGCCGCCUCCCCCAAAACUCCCGCCCCUACACCCAAGACAGCAGCCGGAGCUUCACCUAAACCCGUCCCCUCACCGCUCCGCUCAGAGAGGAGGAGUGAGGGGGUGGUGAAGACGGAGGACUGGCCCCGUCCAGCAGAGGAGGUGCAGAGGGAGGUGUCAGAGGAACGUCUGGCAGGUGGAGCCAUGAAGGAGCCAGAGGUGCGUGCUCAGACGCCUCCCCUCGCUCCAGAGGCCCCAGGCCCCUCCCCCGCUGAGGAGCUGGAGCCGCAGAUCGGCCCUGAGGCGCUGGUCUGCCACGAGGUGGACCUGGAUGACCCCGACGAGAAGGAGAAGCCCGUCUCCUCCUCAGAGCACCUCCUCCUGAUGAUGAGGGAGCAGCAACAAGCUCCACCCCCGCUGCCCCACCUUCUCCAUGCCUCCCUCCCUUCCCCCCACACCCCUCACCUCCCACAGACUCAGGUCAGGCCUUUCCUCCCGGCCGCCGCUCCCAGCUCCACCCCCUGCCCCGAGGAGCUCCACCCAGCCCGGAGCACCACCGAGGAGGAGAGAGGAGCAGCGAGGGGGGCGCAGGAGGGAGACUCCAGCCCAGGGUUUGAUGGCAGCGCCUCCUCCUCCACUACCUCCCUGCUGUCGCUGCAGGAGAACAAGGACAGAGGUCAGAAGAGGGUGAUGGACUGUAACUCCAGCCCGUCGGCCAAGAAACAGAAACGCAACCAGAAACGACCGAGCACGCCGGGGAAGGUGGAGAAGAACGGAGCAGGUCACAGCAGCGACAGUGAGGACCAGUCUCGUCUGUCGUCCCUGUCCAAGUCUCAGAAGUCUCGUUGUCCUGGUUUGUCGUCUCCGUCUCCCUCCCCUCAGCGCACGUACAAGUGGACCUUCCAGCUCGAUGAGUUGGACAGCAUGUCAAGCACAGAGAGGAUCUCCUUCCUGCAGGACAAGCUGCAGGAGAUCAGGAAGUACUACAUGACCCUGAAGUCAGAGGUCGCCUCCAUCGACAGACGCAGGAAGAGGCUAAAAAAGAAGGAGAGAGAAGUGUCGAACACAACGGCGUCGACCUCGUCAGGCUCCUCAGACACAGGUAUGAGUCCGUCCUCGGCCUCGCCCACUCAGAACACCGUUGCUGUGGAGUGCAGGUGAUGACACGCCCACCCAGGCCCCGCCCGCUCACUUCCUCCUGCUCAACCCCGCCCCCUUCGGCCACAGACUCCGCCUACUCAGCUAGCUCUGAGGGCACGACGGGGAUAAAUGUAAAAACCCUUCAGGUGAGAGUUCAACGACCGCAGCAGUGGCUGAUGGGAAUGCUGUCACUCCUUCAAAUAUGGCCGUGUGGGAGGGGAGGGAGUCUGCUCCCACCUGACUGCAGCUCCACCCCCUCACCUAUGGACUUAACUCCUGUUCAAGGAGACAAAUGUGACGGAAAAAUCAGCUCGCCGUCUGUUCAGCCACCACAGAGCACUUCUCUAUCGCCUUCCUUCUUUCCUUCCUUCCUUCCUUCCUUGGUGCGUCCUCAGUACUGCUCAGCAUCUCCGAAUUUCAAAAUAAUGUGACAAGAUAUUAUGGGGGGGGGUUAGAGUAUUCCUGCAGGGUAGAACAGAUUCCUGAAGCAGCACAGCUCAUUAUGCAAAUUAUUUUGUUUCUUUUUUUUUUUUUUAAGAAAACAGAAAAUAUUAUUUAAAGAAAAAAAAAAGUUUCCCAACUUCCUGCUGUGAGUGUCUCUGGUCUUUUUUAUAUGAAAUCAGAGCUUUUAUUUUGGUAAAAACAAACAAACAAAAAAUUCCAAAAAGUUUCUGACGUCACAGCGGGAGAGAAAACAAAAUGUCUUUUUUGUUUUUGUGUAAAAUAAUUAAAAUGAAGUUUUUGAUUUGUGUGAGU
This is a messenger RNA of Seriola dumerili (greater amberjack), 5085 nucleotides long. RefSeq names its product AT-rich interaction domain 4A (gene arid4a). The transcript is spliced from 25 exons. Lineage: Eukaryota; Metazoa; Chordata; Actinopteri; Carangiformes; Carangidae. Gene Ontology annotation, molecular function: transcription cis-regulatory region binding. Bases 82 to 4350 code for a protein of 1422 amino acids. Gene Ontology annotation, biological process: regulation of transcription by RNA polymerase II. The record is from RefSeq and is a predicted model, not a curated record. Gene Ontology annotation, cellular component: nucleus.